GAGAACAGGUCGCUGCGUUGCGCAGCCAGGAUGGCCAAGUCUACGUGGUCGACACUUACUGCCCUCCCCUCGGGGCCAACCUCGCCGCCGGUGGGCACGUCGUGGGCAAUUGCGUCGAACGCCUGUUUCACGGCUGGCAGUUUUGAGGAAAAAAAGAUGGAAAAUGCACCCGCAUCCCGCAUGCUGAAAAAGUGCCAGAUUUUGUGAGGGUCUGCAGCCCGUCCUGCGAGGUGAACGGGAUGCUGCUGGUCUGGUACCACCGCGACGGGGUCGGUCUGGCGUGGGCAGUGCCCGAGCAGCGGGAGAUGGCCACCGAAAAGUGGGUGUUCCACAGGCAGACGAAGCGCUUGGUCGAUGCACACAUCCAGGAAAUCGCCAGGAACGUGGCCGGCACGGCUCACCUGGCUUUCUUCCACGGACCAGCUAUUCUGGGCAGCUCUAGUCUAAGAUACAAAAGGUCAAAGCUGUGGGAUUUUAUGAAGCAUAUCUGGAAGGUGGAGUGGCCUCCACAGCCAGAGCCCAAUGAGCAUUGCUCCUGGCUGCUGGUUCAACACACCGCAACCGUCUUUGGGAAGCACGUCUCCUUGAUAGAUUUCAUGGUUUCAGCUGGGCAGGUGGGGCCAGGGCUGGUUCUCCUGAUCUUUGAACAUGCUUUCCUUGGCCAUGGGAUCAUCCUGCAGACAGUGACUCCUCUGGAGCCUCUCCUGCAGAAUGUUGUCCACAAGAUCUACUACCAGAAGAACAUGCCAGCCAUAAUCCCAAGUUCAUCCUGA
Molecule: messenger RNA, 773 nt
Organism: Phaethon lepturus (White-tailed tropicbird)
Lineage: Eukaryota; Metazoa; Chordata; Aves; Phaethontiformes; Phaethontidae
Product: cholesterol desaturase daf-36-like
Biological process (GO): cholesterol metabolic process; chlorophyll biosynthetic process
Cellular component (GO): chloroplast
Molecular function (GO): chlorophyllide a oxygenase activity; 2 iron, 2 sulfur cluster binding
Source: RefSeq, a predicted model, not a curated record